GUUGCUGAUCGGACGCGUUUGUCAUUGCACCAGUUUGACUCGACGGACCGGUGUUAGCUGCGAAAACUAUUACAGAGCUGUACGUGUUCGCGCUUGUGUGUGUGUGUGUGUGCGCGCGCGCGCACAUUCAGCUGUCAACCGUCAGUCAUGGUGUCGUCGUCGGGGGGAAUCACAGAGUCAGACUGUUGGACGUCAGCGGACAUCGGAGACGCAGCUGCGCAGUCUCUGCAGGUUCUGGUACCAGGUGCUGGACCAGUCCUGCUCUUCUGACCGUGUCUGACCAGACAUGGACCAGUUCACUUUCCGCUACGACACCGUGCUGUCAGACGUCCACAUACUUCUGCCCAAUGCGCGUCACCUUAUGACACGACUGAACCACGUGGGGCAGCCAGUUUUUAUCUCCAAAUUCAAGCUCUUGAAAGACGUUGAAACACACAGCAGCGGUGACGCAGGUCAGAGGUCAGCGCAGCAGAAAUUAAUCCAUCCGCACGGGGAACAGGACGAAGACUCCGACAGGGACCGGGAUGAAGACGGAGAGGAGGACAAACAGGGUCUCCACCUGGACGAGGACGGAGACCUGGACAUCACACAUCGUCCAACGACACGCCCUGCCAAGGUCAUAGGUCGAGACCUGGUCUGUCCUGUCCUUCUCGCACGCUCCGCUCCUGUGCUGGAGGAGGAGGAUGAGGAGGAGGAGGAGGAGGAAGAGUCUUCAGAUGAUAAAGAAGACCAGAGGGUCGGAGAUGUGAUAAGAAUCGAACACACCAUGGCCACGCCCCUGGAGGAUGUUGGGAAACAGGUGUGGAGAGGAGCGUUCCUAUUGGCCGACUUCAUCCUGUCUGAGGCCGACAUGUUCCGAGGAGCUACGGUCCUGGAGCUGGGGGCAGGCAUGGGUUUCACCAGCAUCGUCAUGGCAACCGUUGCCAAAACGGUGUACUGCACAGACGUGGGCGACGAUCUCCUCAGCAUGUGUGAGAGAAACGUCUCCGUGAACAGACACAUGACUAAAAAUGGAGGUGGGGAGGUGAAGGUGAAGCAGCUGGACUGGCUGCAGUAUUCCCUCUGUACAGACGCCGACGUGGACUUCAGCUGGACGGAGGAGGAAGUGGCGGAUUUGUACGACAACACUCACUUCAUCAUCGCCGCUGAUGUGAUUUACGAUGAAGACCUGACUGACGGACUUUUCCGGAUUUUGUACCGACUCUGCAGGAACUUCACUCACACCUGCACCGUCCUCCUCUCCCUGGAGAAACGGAUGAACUUCUCCCUGCGACACAUGGACGUCUGCUGCGAGGCCUACAGCUACUUCAGACGCUGUCUGUCCCAGCUGCUGGAGCUGCAGGAGCCGCGCUGCAGCUUCAGAGUCGAACAGCUGCCCACGGCCAACCUGGCACAGUUCUUUCUGUACGAGCGAGUAGAGCAACUGGAGCUGUGGAAGCUGACUGUCAGUCCACGUCAGUCGGACCAGGUCCAGUCUGAGCCUGACCUGACCCGACCCGACCCGACCCGACCUGACCUGACCUGACCUGACCUCAGAGUCAGGUUUUUAAUGUGACAGUAAAAGCACCUUUAUACAUGAAUGAUGCUGUAAAAUGUUUUUAACAAAUUAAUUGUAUUUUGUAAAAAAUACAAAAAAAAAGGUUUAAGUUUGUUUUAUUUUUUUGGUGAUGGUGGACCAUCCACUGAUGAGGGUGGGAUUAAUGUGAAAUAAAAUCCUGUUUCUA
Cynoglossus semilaevis (tongue sole) is the source of this 1724-nucleotide messenger RNA. It is a transcript of the gene mettl22, whose product is annotated as methyltransferase 22, Kin17 lysine. The transcript is spliced from 12 exons. Gene Ontology annotation, molecular function: protein methyltransferase activity. The record is from RefSeq and is a predicted model, not a curated record. The coding region runs from base 287 to 1525 and encodes 412 amino acids. Lineage: Eukaryota; Metazoa; Chordata; Actinopteri; Pleuronectiformes; Cynoglossidae. Gene Ontology annotation, cellular component: nucleus. Gene Ontology annotation, biological process: protein methylation.